Messenger RNA from Guillardia theta CCMP2712, 1539 nucleotides. RefSeq lists its product as hypothetical. The transcript has 8 exons. The coding region runs from base 13 to 1299 and encodes 428 amino acids. The record is from RefSeq and is a predicted model, not a curated record. Lineage: Eukaryota; Cryptophyceae; Pyrenomonadales; Geminigeraceae.
AGGUCAGCAAGCAUGUCAGGGCUGCACGUCGACACGACGCCGUUUCUACCUGCGGCGGGCAAGAAAGGAGGAUCGCUCCAUGAGACAGCAGCUGCUUGUUUCGUGGAAGAAGAACGUCCUCCUACACCGGAGCACAUCCGGCGCUUCAGAAAGUCCUACAUGAAGCAGCCGGGGAAGCGAACUCAGCAUUGGGGGCUAGAAAAUGAUCCUCCUCCUCGACCUUCGGAGUUCACCUACGGAACUCCAGGAAUGAAGUCUCGGGGGGUGGAUGGACUGAUGGGAAGUCAUGCGGAGCCGACGAGUAUGCAGGCAUACCAACAGAUGCGGGCGGAAACGAUCUAUGAAACCAGCAAGAAGGAGCAACUUGGGAAAACAUUGAAUAGACACUAUGAGUGGCCGAAGCAGAUAGUACAGGACGAGGAAUUUCGCUUCGGAGUGAAGGGAUCAAAGGAGAAAGUAACGGCCAUAGAAGUCAUUCUCCCUUCCGACGCUCCUUCGCUGAACGUGACGGAAGAGCAGAAAGAGAUGUACAAGCUCUCGCACUAUGCCUACGAACCUGGCGAACAGAAAAGUCGAAAAUAUAAUUGGCAAAAGGCUGGAAUAGACCCAGUCACGCAUGUGUUUGGGGCUGUAGCUGAGAUAGACUACAAGGAUGGUGUUGCGAAAGCGAUCAAUCCUGACCUGGAGUACGAAAGCAAGGUUCAACCGACUGAAUUCAUGCCAAAGUCUGUAGCAGAUUUCAAGAAGGUUCGACAAGAUGAACUUGGCAAAGUGAAGAACCUUGGUCUCGGGCGACACCCGGUUCCUCCCGACUACACCUAUGGAAUAUCGUACAAGCGGGCAGAUGACUGGGGAGCAAAAGAAUGCAUUCAGGGAAACUAUACCGAAGAAGAGCAACUGCCUGAUCCUGACCUCGGCCGAUCAUUGAGAAGAGGUUGUGCACCGGAUGAAGUUCUCGUUUCUGAGAGAACCUUUGGCGUUCCAAAUGUGCGAAACGAUAUCAAGCCCCCCAAGUUCCAAUCAGUGGCUGACAGCAAGAACUACGGCAACGAACCUGGAGCAAAGGCAUUGCUGUAUCCGCAGCCUUACGCUACAAGAGGGGUGUACGAGGAAGAUUUCCUGAAGAAGUACCCCAAGGGAGAACUAUGCGACAUCGCGAUCAGUGCAGGUUUCUGUGACACGAUGGACGAGUUUGACAGGCUCUACUCAGUGGCGUGCAUCUCAAGUGGUGCCAGCGAAGAUGAGAUGAUUACUUUGGACUCGAUCCGGAGGGCGAUGUACGCUAUUUCUCUAGAAUGAUGCUGGCCUAUCAUCGGGAGUUGAGCGCAAAAGAUCGCCGGUGGAAGUAUUUCUUUCAUGUCUCCAUGUGGCAAAGGUGCUAAAUUCACAAGACAACCAGUCUGGACUUCCCUGCGACAAACGGAUGCUUCAGGGCCUCUUCCGGUGUGAUUCUUGCAUCAGGGUCGCAAACGAGCAUCUGUUGAAAUCGUUCAAAGUCACAUUUCAUGGGUUGGCUACACUCCUCGAAUUUACCUUCAA